Sesamum indicum (sesame) is the source of this 2213-nucleotide messenger RNA. NCBI's taxonomy places the organism in Eukaryota, Viridiplantae, Streptophyta, Magnoliopsida, Lamiales, Pedaliaceae. The record is from RefSeq and is a predicted model, not a curated record.
ACUCAAAUAGAAGACAGCAAAGAAAGGCGGCUUUCGUCAUCGUAGGAUUCUGUUUGGCCAAUCGCCGGCGAAGGAACCUCCCGCAAACAGUCCGCGCGUGUCAGUCCUACCUACUUGUAUACGCGGCACGCAAGUCUACGUAUACGUACAUGUAUCGUAUACGUUAUGCUCAGCAAUCACGGGAUUCUGGAUUAGAUUUUUUAUUGUGCUCAAUAAUUGGAGAUGGAGCUCUCGUCCGUUCUCAAUCCCCCCGUUGCUCUUGUGAUUUUUAGGUGACUGAAGAAGCUGAGUGGUUUCUAAUACCUUACAUUGAAGUAGCUAUUAUUUACGUGCAAACCGACCAUGGAAGCCAAACCAGCUUUAGCCAUUCAAAGAUCUGGUGCAAGUCAAAUUAGUAACUUUGGUACCUCGGAGGCUCUAUCUUCUUCGUUUCCUGUUCUUCCACCUCCUCUGGAAGAUAUAUAUCCAAAAACUUCUGAUUCACAACACAUUCCCUUAGAGAGGGAUCUCACACGUCGCCCUUCAGCUGUUGUUUCAUCAUUUUCUUCCAACAGUGGGGUUGUUGGACAUAUAUUUUCCGCAUCUUCAGGAUACUCUACCGAUCUUCAUUUUUCGUCUGGCCAACAACAAGAAAAGCAUCCAAGACAAUCUCCUUUUAUCUCUCAAUCAACAAAUAGUGGAAAAUCAGUUACGUUACCUCAAUCUGUUGAUUCUCGAGUUCUUCAAUCCACUGCAUCAAGCCAUUUUAACAAAGAAAAUAAUAAUUCCUGGUGUACAGAUCCAUUGCCUGAUUUUCUUGAUUUUCCAAUGACAACGAUAAUCCAGAACAAUCAACUAGAUGGUAGUAAUAGGGGUGGCAUUGCAAUUCCUUCAGAGGAACUCAGUAAAUCAAGCGAUUGGCAAGAUUGGGCUGAUCAGCUUAUUAGUGAUAAUGAUGAUUUGGCCACUGAUUGGAAUGGGCUUUUUGCUGAUCCAAGUGUUUCAGAUCCAGGACCAAAGGUUGAGGCAUCAUAUCAGAUUUCUCUACAGUCAACAGAUAUCUCCACGCAGCAGCCUCAUAUAUCCCAACAGCUCCCAGGUACACCUGCAGAAAUUUGCACUGGUGCUGGUCAAUCAUCAUCUGCAAAUGCUGCUCCAGCAAAGCAGCGGAUGCGUUGGACACCAGAACUUCAUGAGUCCUUUGUUGAAGCAGUCAACAAGCUUGGUGGCAGUGAAAGAGCUACCCCCAAGGGUGUCUUGAAACUAAUGAAAGUGGAAGGGUUGACCAUCUAUCAUGUAAAAAGCCACCUACAGAAGUACCGAACAGCUAGAUACAAACCAGAGACAACAGAAGAAUCUUCAGAGACAAAACUUGCCUCCAUUGAAGACUUGUCAUCCCUGGACUUAAAAACAGGUAUUGACAUCACUGAAGCACUGCGGUUGCAGAUGGAAGUCCAAAAGCGGCUUCAUGAACAACUUGAGAUUCAAAGAAAUCUGCAACUUCGAAUAGAAGAACAAGGGAGAUAUCUUCAGAUGAUGUUUGAGAAGCAGUGCAAGUCGGGCAUGGGCGUGCUUAAGGGGGGUUCAUCCACCAGCGAGAACCCUCAAGAACCGAUAGAUACGGUGCAAAAUUCCUCUGCCAAAGAAACAUUAAGAGCAGAACUUGGAAAGAAGGAAACAGAUGGUGAGCCAGCCGAUAUAGCCAAAACAUCAGGUGAAACUUCUCAGCGGGUGGGAGAGAAGCAGAAAACGCUUGAGGCUGAAGUACCUGAAAAUACCGAGGCAUGUGCUGGCUGCACAUCCGAGUUAUCACCGAAAAAACGUGUGAAAGUGCAUGCAUAGGCCUGUUUGUGUUGUCUUUAGAUCCUACCAUGACUGAAUGGCUAAACGGUUCACCAGCUCUUGAGUAGGGUUUGCGUAAGCUCGUAAGGAGCUGGGAUAUUUAGGUCUAUUUGUUAGAUGAAACUCUUAGGGGCGCCCCCUUCUGUUCUCCUCAGAAAUUUAGUUCAUAAACAAUCUUUGACUCUUGAGACUUAAAUUUUCUUUUGCAUGUAGUCCUCAGAGAGUUGACGUAUAUGGUGGAAUUUUGAUAAAAUUUCAGAACCCAUGAUUUAAUAAUUUGGGUUCUGUAGAUGAGUAACCUUACUCUGUAAAUCAUCUGCUCUCUAUUAGCUACCUACAGGAUUGACAAUUUCAUUUCACAGAAUUUUGUAUACAGUAAUGAUUAGCAUUCA